AUGGCUGGCAAGGGCAAGAAGCGUGCAGCCAAGGCUCCCACCAAGCCCUCCGCCUCGGGCCCUUCCCCCUUCAAAGAGCCUGGGGCGCUGCUGUCAAAGCAAAAGCAGCAAGCUACCCGCCCCGAGACUCCGCUCGCAGCAUCUUCGUCCUCUGGGCCAACUCCACAGCCCAGUCCUCACAAGAACAAGAAGCGCACUACAGAUCCCACCCCUCACGUCCCACAGCCUGCCCCGCUGGCACCCAGCAAAGCCAAGGCCUCGCUGGACCAGGAGUUUGCCUCUGCAGAAGAGGUCGCCGAGCAGCAAAAGGCUUUCGAUCGCGUCCACAUGAAGCCGGUUGCUCCAACGACCAUCUACCACCAGAAUAAGGUCCAGUCCGCGUGGAUACUGUACUUUACAAAGUUCCUCGGUUCUGAGGAUGCGGCAAUAGAGACCAUCCAGCCUGGCGCUCCUUGGCCGGAACUCAAAUCAGUCAAGCACUUUGUUCACUUUGUGGCCACUCUGGACUGGAUGAUCUCUUGGGCUGUAGUGGAAUGGGCUUUCAAGGACAAGGUCCUGCACACCGGCGCCCUUCCCAAGAGAAUCGUGCGCGAGGAAGAUGUUGAAGAAGGCCUCGCCGCAACCCUGCAGAGCAUAGUGACGUUCUCGUCUAACCUUAUGGGUGUACUCUUUACGUUUGGACGUAGGGUCGGCGACGUGGUCCUGGCGACUCACUACAAACCAGACUCGGGUCUUUAUCUGAAAUGGGGGCUUGGUAAAAGCGAUCCCCAGCACAUUGAAUGGAUAGCCUCUGGGUAUACGCCCAAAGUCGGAACCCAGGGUAAAAUCGUCUAUGAGGAACCCGCCGGUCUCCCGCACGCACCUGGACCCUCAGCUCCCCAUCCUGGCUCUCGGCAUCUACCGCGGAGUCUCUACCGCGGAGUCUUUGAGGACGACGUCCUGGGGAUGCACCAGGGCCGCAUCAAGCCUAAAUUUCCCCAUGUCAUCAAGGUCAAACCAGAGAUGGCGGACGAGCCCAUCUUUAUCAAUGGCCUGACCGGGGACACCUGCUGGGGUCUCUGGGGUGUGAUGGCUUCUGCCAUGCCAAAGCACCAUUUCACGUACUUGAUGGGGCACACCCUUAACUCUCUGCACGGCAAGACAACUUACCAGGCCCCAGACCGACCAGUGGACCUGACUGCUUUGAGGUAUGGUGAAGCCGAGCAGUGCACUGACAUCUCCGACUGGCACAGCUCCGUAGCCUUUGGGCGGGAGAGGGAGAGGGGGAUGAACGAUCUGACAGUUGAAGACCUCCAAGCUGACUCUCAGCUGAUGGCCUUGAUCUCGGAACUCGCCAGAAAAGAGGACAAGGUCAAGGAAAAGUACAGUAACGUUUCCACAGAGCUCCCAGACGAUAGCGUACGUAGGCUGCCAGAGAUAGAGCAGCCUGGUACAGACAAUGAGAUGCCGGACGACUCUUUGGAUGCUGCUUCCAUGGACACUGACAAGAAAAUCCUGUCUGAUCUGGUUUCUUCAGGCUCCGACCACCCGCUGGUGCCCCUGCUGCUGGAUAAAAAGCGGGGCCCUAGGCUCGCGAUCCUCGAACACUUUAUAGGUCUCCUCAAGGUAGAUGACGAUAUCAAGGAGGGCCUGUGUCCUUGGUGCAGGGAACCUUCCAAGGCCGAGCACCUCGCUGCGCACCUGUGGAUUUGUGAGGCCAAACACCAUCCCGGGAUGUGGCGCUGCUCUGUCUGUCUCACUUUUCUGGCCGAUGAAGAUGCAGACGUCUCUUUCUCUGGCUCAGAUGACGACUGUCAUGGUCCCGGUUCCUCCAAGAAGAAGACGGCUCGAAAAAAGAAGAAGCCCACGCCGGGUACGAAGAAGGGCAAAUCUACCCAGAUCGCACCUGGCUCUGCCGAAUACGAAGAUGUUUACAACUCAGCUAUCGCCGCGCACGCCGCUCUCUGCUUUGUUAGACUUCUCAAGGCCCAUAAGAUAGAUGUGCCGCCCGACUAUUCUGAAAUAUCUGAUAUGGUGGAGCAGGGGCAGAUGGGCAAUGAGCCUGGCGAAGGAGACGAAAAGCAAGGAGAUACUUUGGACUUGUCCGACCCAUCCACUUGGGGAGAGAGGGGUGGACACCUCUCCCUAAGUACACAGCUUCCUUGGGUGGAGAGGCUCCAUUCCUUCGAGUCCUACGGCAAAAUGUAUGAGCACUCGAUCAGCCACUGGAGCAAACUCGGCAAGGGCAUCACAUCUGGUGAAGAAGAUGACCAAGUGUACUCUGCUGUCAAAAAGAAAUGCAGACAGGCCAUCUUGCUAGCCUUGGAAAAGGACAAGUCGCAAGAUGGAGCUAGGGCCCAGGCCUCAAACCAUGAAGAGGAAGUCGUCGAGCACGGAGAGGAGGAAGGAGCAGGUGAGGAUAAAGAAGAAGCUGCUGAACAAGCCAAUUUUGGGGCGUUGAUUGGUGUGACGUUCGAUGGCGAGGUCAUUUCAUGGCUGGAGAAGGAGGAGCUUACCCCGCCGGUGAUAGCUUCGUUCAACUUCACUACUUUUUGCGAUCUCAUCCCUUCCGAGUUUAAAAGCCUGUUUACUAUCGGUACGACCCAAAAGUUUCUCUUGUACUGCGCACAGUGGAGCAGCCCCACUAUGUAG
This is a messenger RNA of Gloeophyllum trabeum ATCC 11539, 2631 nucleotides long. RefSeq lists its product as uncharacterized. The transcript has 17 exons. The record is from RefSeq and is a predicted model, not a curated record. Lineage: Eukaryota; Fungi; Basidiomycota; Agaricomycetes; Gloeophyllales; Gloeophyllaceae. The coding region runs from base 1 to 2631 and encodes 876 amino acids.